This is a messenger RNA of Purpureocillium lilacinum, 1545 nucleotides long. RefSeq lists its product as uncharacterized. Gene Ontology annotation, molecular function: DNA-binding transcription activator activity, RNA polymerase II-specific. Lineage: Eukaryota; Fungi; Ascomycota; Sordariomycetes; Hypocreales; Ophiocordycipitaceae. The record is from RefSeq and is a predicted model, not a curated record. Gene Ontology annotation, biological process: regulation of transcription by RNA polymerase II.
AUGGGCAACAUGGAACACGACGUGGAAGCACUCGGUGCGCCCGAACAAAGUUUAGAUCCGGCCGAUCAGUCCCAGGAUCCUCUUGCAGGCCGGGGGUUGGAAAGCUGCGAGUCUCACGACAAGCCUUUCAGUGGACAGUCCCGCCGUGAUGCUUACAUGGAGUGCACCACCGCUGCUGGUCAAUACCAUUGCUGGCACUGUCAUCCUGGCCAGACAGCCCAGACGCAAGACUCGUAUGCAUUUCGAGGAAUAGAGCUCGCUAGGCGUACUUCGUACAAGGCAUUCAACCAUCAUUCUGAUCUCGUGGCUGCCGAUAUGCGCAAGUUUCACAAGAAGUCAAAGUUGGGCUGCAAGCAGUGCAAAGCGAGGCGCGUAAAAUGCGAUGAGACACGUCCGGUGUGUCGCAAAUGCUCGCAUGCCAGCCUCGAGUGCUCAUUUAUACUCGAGAAAGCGACAAAAUGUCCAGCCGACGACGUUUCUACAGCCCCGACCAGCCGAGCGAACGUGGACGCAGUGCAAGCGACAACCGCAAAGGGCCAGCACACUAUCCUGAGCUCAUUGCCAGUCACGACGACUCUGGCCACGGCCCUACCUCCACCGCCAUAUACUUCGCUUGACGAGCGUUUCAGCGCAUUGCACCUUCGCCUGCUACGCCAUUUCGAGCAUGACUUCUAUCAACACCAGAGGAAGGUGCACCCAGGGCUGGAUGAGUUGUUAGCCCUCUUCGUCGAGACAGCUUGGACUACGCCAUACCUCCUGGACGAGCUCCUGGCAUACGCGGCGGCGCAUAAAAGCACCGUUGACAGAGUUAGCAACGGCUUUUAUCCGUACGAAGCCAAGAGGCUACAAACUCGAGCUCUUACGUUGUAUAACAGCGAGCGCCCCAUCCUGUGCGAUGAGACAUGCCUACCAAUGUUCCUCUUUUCGGGGCUGUUGAGUCACCACACCAUGUUUGAGGUGCGCAUCGAAGGACUGCAUGACCUCCGGUUGGCCGUUGAUGCCCUCACGCAAUCUAUCGAGAUCCACCGCGGGCUUCAUGCUAUAGCUCGGUCGGCGUGGCCUAUGUUCUCGGAGCAAGACCAGCAAAGAUUCACCCGCAGCUGCCAAAGGGAGAUACCGGACGUUAGUGGCGGUCCGCGUUCCCGGGACGAGUGCAAUACCCUCCUGGAUCAUCUGGAUCAGGCUCAUCUGGAACCGGUAUGCAAGUCCAUGUGUCGGAGCGCGGUAGAAGACCUCCAGGACAGGUUCGACUCGCUUUCCCUGAGCGAUACACAUACGACGUGGGCCGCCAUCCAAGAUUGGCUCGUUGCAGUACCAGUGGGAUACGUCGAGCUCCUCAAGCACAUGCAACCAGAGGCGCUGGUAGUUCUCGCCCAUUUCGCUGUUCUCCUGCACUAUGGCGCAGAACAUUGGUUCAUCGCGGACCUGGGUGCGCGCUUGGUCCAGCUCGUGAACGGCCAUCUGGGACCGCAUUGGGAAACAUGGCUCGAAUGGCCAAUCCGCGCUACAGCAAACGAUCCGAACCCUUAUAGGAGCAAAUAUUAG